This is a messenger RNA of Asterias rubens (European starfish), 3356 nucleotides long. Its product is annotated as probable leucine--tRNA ligase, mitochondrial. The record is from RefSeq and is a predicted model, not a curated record. Gene Ontology annotation, biological process: mitochondrial translation; leucyl-tRNA aminoacylation. Gene Ontology annotation, cellular component: mitochondrion. Gene Ontology annotation, molecular function: aminoacyl-tRNA deacylase activity; leucine-tRNA ligase activity; ATP binding. NCBI's taxonomy places the organism in Eukaryota, Metazoa, Echinodermata, Asteroidea, Forcipulatida, Asteriidae. The coding region runs from base 90 to 2792 and encodes 900 amino acids. The transcript is spliced from 19 exons.
CUGGGAGUGGGACUGGCUUGGUCUGCUUUGUCAGAGCAUUUUCUUCCUCCAGAGUCCAUGUUGAGCUGCAGUAUCAUCAGUGAGGUGAAAUGGCGCUUCGCUACAGCUGUUUGGUGAGGCCACUAAAUCUGAAUUCUUGCCAUCAAAACCUGUGGAAGAAACUUGCGAGAUGUUUGUACAGCAAAACUGGAAAGUGGGUGACAGACUUAUCUGUAGACACCCGCCAUGAGGUGGAGUCGUACUGGAAGGAACAGCUAGAACUCUACACUGCAAAUCAGACUAUAAAUCAAGAGGACAAGAGACCCAAGUUUUAUGUGCUUAAUAUGUUUCCCUACCCCUCUGGGAAACUCCAUAUGGGCCAUGUACGAGUCUACACCAUCAGUGACACCAUUGCACACUACCAUCGAAUGAAUGGCAAACAGGUGCUACACCCUAUGGGUUGGGAUUCCUUUGGUUUGCCAGCCGAGAAUGCCGCUAUUGAAAGAAAACUCAAACCAGACGACUGGACCUACAGUAACAUUGCGUACAUGAAACGGCAGCUGAAAGACCUGAGUAUGUGCUUCAACUGGGAUAGGGAGGUAUUUACAUGCAGCUCAGACUACUACCAUUGGACCCAGGACCUCUUUGUCAAACUGUACAAGGCAGGACUAGCGUAUCAGAAAGAAUCGUUUGUCAACUGGGAUCCAGUCGACCACACGGUACUCGCUAAAGAACAGGUUGAUGAGAAUGGUUGCUCCUGGAGAUCUGGCGCUGUGGUGGAACAGAAGCUCCUCAAACAAUGGUUCCUGAAGAUGACUCACUACUCAAAGUCUCUCUUGGAUGGACUGGCCGAGUUGCCUCACUGGUCGCACGGCGUGAAGAGCAUGCAGGCCAACUGGAUUGGGGACUGCAGUGGGUGUGCGUUCCAUUUCACACUUCAGGUCGCAAGUACUGACAUUGACCUUGAGCUUCCUGUCCACACCUCUUACCCUGAGCUCAUCUACGGCGCCUCUCACAUCAUCCUGGCUCCGACUCAUCUGCUUCUUAAGAAGAAGGAAUUCCUCCAGUGUCUGUCCUCGGAGGUGCAGCAGAAGUUAAAGGAAAUGGACUCCCAGCAGAUUGAUGUCAACCUCGGUGUGAAGGCCCUCCAUCCCCUCAGCAAAAAGCUCAUUCCAAUCUUCACCUCCAGUCGGAUCCCAUUCCAAGAGAAUGUGGAGUCCAGACUUGGUAUCCCUUGCUCCUCCUGUGAAGAGGAUCAGGAGUUUGCAGCACUGAAUGGGAUCUCAUAUGAGGUGGUGCUCGACCUGAAGAGUCAGGGAACUAGACUUAUCAACUCUGACCAGUUCACCGGGCUCGGAGUAGACGAGGCUAAAGACUCAAUAAUGCAACAUGCAAGGGAUCUGAAUGUAGGAGGUCACAUGACCAGCCCCAGACAGUUUGAUUGGUUGAUAUCGAGGCAGCGUUACUGGGGAACUCCGAUACCUAUGAUCAACUGCCCACAAUGUAAGACCGUUCCAGUUCCAGAGGAAGAUCUACCAGUAGUUCUACCCAAGCUAGAUACCCUCACUGGAAAAGGAAUGUCCCCACUGGUCGACGCCACAGACUGGAUUAACGUUGAGUGCCCGCAGUGCGGUGGUUCGGCCACGAGGGAGACGGAUACAAUGGACACGUUCGUCGACUCCUCGUGGUACUUUUUGAGGUACACCGAUCCGAGGAACACGGAGGCUGCGUUUGGGAGGAGCGUGGCAAACUGGUUGAUGCCUGUGGAUUUGUACAUAGGAGGGAAAGAACAUGCAAUUAUGCAUCUUCUGUACGCCCGCUUCAUCAAUCACUUCCUUCAUGACCAGGGUCUCGUGGCACACAAGGAGCCCUUCACACAUCUACUCACCCAGGGUUUAGUCAUGGGACAGAGCUACCGAGUAGCUUCCACUGGACAGUAUAUCAGGCCAGAUGAAGUGGACUUCAAUGGUAAGGAGCCAGUGCAACAGGGUACGGGUGAGAAACUGAUUGUGAAAUGGGAGAAGAUGAGUAAAUCGAAGCAUAACGGCGUGGAUCCAGAGGAGACAGUCAAACAGUACGGGAUAGAUACUGUCAGACUAUUCAUCUUGAGUGGUAUACCCCCGGAGCAUGAUAUGCCAUGGAACAUAGAAACCGUCUCUGGAAUAAUUCGCUGGAAGAACAGACUAUGGUCCCUGGUGUCACGGUUCAUCGAGCUGAGAAACAAGAAGGACGAGGGGAAGAAACUGACGGACAAGAAGAUGGCUGACUAUGAGACUAAGCUGAAGAAACUCAGAAAGACAGCCAUUCAAGAUGUCACAGAGCAGUUUACCUCAGACUACAUGCUAAGCGUUGCAAUCACACGUCUGAUGACGUUAACCAGCGCACUACGUAACUAUCCAGACGACGUCGUACGUGACAGCCCGGCGUACGAGAAGGCUCUGUGUGCUUUGUGCAUCAUGACUGCCCCGGCCGCACCGCUUAUUACAUCAGAGCUUUGGAGAGGGAUCGCUGGGGUGCCUUAUCACAUCUCAGACCAUCAAUGGGAUUGUGAUGUUCUACUGCAGUCAUGGCCAACAGAAGCAGCGGAAAUAACGGAUCAAGCGGCAGAUAUUAACAUUCUUAUGAAGGUAAAUAACCAGACAAAAGGCAGAGUCCAGGUUCCAGCUCAUCUACUGCACGAUGAAAAGGAAGUACAGAGGCUGUUACUAGACAGUGACCUAGGUCAGGAGGUCAUAGGUCAAAGAAGCAUUAAAAGGGUCGUGUUUGUGUCCAAAGUACCACUUGUGAACUUUAUACUGGAUGAUCCCAGUUGAUGUGGAACUGUUUAACAAUUUUUUAACAAAAGUUUAAUGAAGCAAUUCACACCAGUUUUUUGUAUUGAAAUAAGAGGGACUCCAAAGUCAAAUUCAGUUUUGUGAGUCACUUUUUGUCCAAAAGAUAUAGUCCUUAUGGAAAUAAUUACAAAAUUACAGGUGUCUUCUCAACGCUACAACGUUGGGAAAUGCCAAUGUUUUGGAUACUUUCAAGGACAUUUUUUGUCAAAAUCCAAGUGCUUAUUUAUGGGGAAAAUUAUACAGAAAGAUCAUAAGGUCACAUGUAAAGGUUUCAGCCGAAAAUAGUGUCUGUCUGUUGAAAAAAAAGCAACAAACUAGCUGUUGUAUGGUAUUUUCACAAGAAACUUCAAAUCCAUCAAUGUUUAGCGAGGUGACAGCGUGUAACAACCACAUCUCUUGUUGCAGCAUACGAAAGCCAAAACAUCCCCUUGGAAAUCCUAGAAAUGAUUCAUAUAAUCAAAUGUUUUGCGACUUAUCCAAACCAUAUUACAUUGAAAGGGAAUUCUCUUUUAAAGGCACUGGACGCUAUUGGUAAUUACUCAA